Tigriopus californicus is the source of this 1276-nucleotide messenger RNA. RefSeq lists its product as uncharacterized. NCBI's taxonomy places the organism in Eukaryota, Metazoa, Arthropoda, Copepoda, Harpacticoida, Harpacticidae. Bases 118 to 1173 code for a protein of 351 amino acids. The transcript is spliced from 7 exons. The record is from RefSeq and is a predicted model, not a curated record.
AUUGCGUUUCAGACGGCAGAACCAUUUGGAAUCCAAUCUUAUUCUUAACCACCCAAUUGAUACCCUUGAUUCUGGUUGCGAAAGGUGGAUAUACUCUUCGGCAUCCGGAUAUAACCAAUGUCUGUUCAAGAUGGAGAACCUUUUAGAACAAUUACUCUCAUUGACUUGAUGUCAGAAUGCGUAGCUUUGUUGUCCGCUUUUCUAACCAUGGAAUUGAUUCGGAGGACCAUUCAAGUCGUUAAACACGGGUUUAGUUGGAGCAAGUUGCGAGAGAACAUACAUGAGAUCUACCGUCCAUUGCAAAUUCUACCACUUUUGGGUCUUUUCCUACUUAUUGCGAAUUUUGGAUCAAUCCGAGCUGUCUGCCUCAGCGGAUACAUAUGGUCACUUUUUGGUGUGACUACUUUCAUUUACUGCCUAUUUUUCCACUGCCGAGGCACUUUGACAAUCCUGGAAAAGGAUACUAUGCGGUUGGAAAAGAAGACCAACGUAGGCCAUGUAGCAGCACAAAGUUUCUAUAGCAUGCUGGUCAAGUCUCUGGUUGAUCCGAUCGGGCGAGAAGCUAUCAAGAAUCAUUUCUUGCGGCACGAUAUUGGUUAUGGACUGCUUAGCGUUAGUAAGUUCAUUUUUGUGCCUGACCUGGCCUCGGAUUUCUACUGGCCUCAUUUGAAAUUGCGAAAUUUCAAUUUGGCCAUGAUGAAUGGCCUCAUGCAUGUAGAUGAGGACGAAAAAGAGCUUUUGGAUAUGCCCAAGCCGGUGACUUAUGUGUACAACAAUAAUGGGAAGGAUCGUCAUUGUGAAUAUUGUGUUCUCAAAGUGAAAGAUCUCCAAAAAAACCGCUUUGUCUACCUCUUGUAUCUCGACAAUCGGCCCUUGGAGUCAAUACGAAACUGGAAAGCGGAAGAGAUGGAGAACCUACAACUAAAGUAUGGAAAAAAUAUUCCACCGGAGAUUGAAGAGGAACUUCGCAGAGAGCUUGGAAAACAAGUAGACAACUAUUUUCGAAGUCUCAAAGACCUGCUUAAAAGCGAAAGCUCAUUGAAGGGGACGUACCAUGUCAUCAAAUUUGGUGGCCCUAUCAGUGAGGCCGUCACCUCGAUCGUGAACUUGUCCAAAAGAAUUGAGGAGGGAUUUCUUCCACCCAUGUUAAAUCUGACCAAAGAGAAUCGGUAACUCUCAGCUCCCACCAUUCUCGCUUUUACAGAAGAAAAGCCUCCAGUAUGACUCAUGGCUUCAAGAAGUUUGAUUUGCUUACAAUAUAUCAGAUAAGUCUUGA